AGGGUUAGAAUGAAAUAUUUCCCUAAAAAUCUACGAGCUGCUGCCCCCGCGACCAGAUAAGUUCUCGACGAUCGCCGCACGCGGCGGCGGCGGCUUCCCCAAAUGGACCUCCUCUCUCUCCCGUCCACUAGGCCUGCCGCCGUGGCCGUCGCCGCCUAUUCUCUUUCACGCUUUCCUACUGGGGCUCAGCUGGCCUCCACUAAGCUCGCCCUUUCCUUCUCCAUAUCCACCAAAAAUCCCGUCUUUGCCCGCCAUGGCAUCAACUCUCGCGCUUCUAUCUCCACCCGUGCUUCGCAUCCGUCUCAUCCUGCGGAGAAUGCGGCACCGUCGUCCUCUCUUGCUACUAUUUCUCCUCCUGCGGGAUGGAUUGUGGUGAUGGAGAAGCCCCCAGGCGGCCGUUCCUCCAAAGCGGAAGUGAUCGAUUACUACGUCGAAACCCUUUCUAGGGUUUUGGGAAACGAGGAGGACGCUCAGAUGUGCAUAUACGAUGCUUCUUGGCAAAACCAAUUUGGUUUUUGCUGUGACAUCAACGAAGAAUCAUCUCAUGAACUAGCCCGUGUUCCCGGAGUUUUGUAUGUUAGGCCUGACAUUGAUGAGGGAUAUGGAAAGAAAGAUUACAGCUAUUCAGAUCCUUUCCCAGUUAACCAUUUGAAACCCGAUGGUUGUAGUUCAAGUUUUUCUUUGUUUUCAAAAAAUAAUGAGUAUUGGCUUGUCCGAAUGGAUAAACCUGGGGUAGAAGUUGUUUCCAAGGCACAAAUGGUAGAUUAUUAUGCCCAAGCUCUAACAAAGGUUAUGGGGAACGAAAAGGAUGCACAAGUAUGCAUUUAUCAUAUAUCAUGGGAGAAAGAUUUUGGAUUUUGUUGCCAAAUUGACUAUGAAUGUGCACGGGAACUAGCUGAUGUUCCGGGGGUGUUGUCUGUUCGGCCUGAUCCCAAUCAUGAGUCAGAGACCAAAAACUACAAAGGUAAUGAUCCCAACUUAUCAGAAGCAGAAGCAAAACAAGUACCAAAUAUCAGAACCAAAAGACUUUUUGUAACCGGACUAUCCUUCUACACCUCCGAGAAAACACUGCGUGCAGCGUUUGAAGGUUUUGGCCAGUUAGUUGAAGUUAAAAUCAUAAUGGACAAGAUAUCUAAAAGGUCAAAAGGAUAUGCCUUCAUAGAAUACACAACAGAAGAAGCUGCAAGUGCUGCUCUGAAAGAUAUGAACGGCAAGAUAAUCAACGGCUGGAUGAUAGUUGUUGACGUCGCCAAAACUAACCCACCGAGAUACAACAGAGGGCAGCCGAGGCCAUCACUGAGUUCAACCAGUUCAUCAUACUAAACCAUAAAGACUCGAGAUCACUAGCCAGAAGGAAAAUGCAGUUGGUGAAUGCUUAUCGCCUGGUCCGAAAUAGGAGACUGAGACUGACUUAGAUGCUUCUGCAAAUUACUAGGCGUUUUUUUUGUCUUCCUGUAACAUGUUUUUUUUGUCUUCCUGUAACAUGGAAGGUGAUGCUUAUAAGUACGUUUGGAUUGAAUUUAUCUCGUUACAAGUAUUUACAAGCAGAAGCUUUGCAUUUCUGAAUGUUU
Zingiber officinale is the source of this 1571-nucleotide messenger RNA. RefSeq names its product organelle RRM domain-containing protein 1, chloroplastic-like. Lineage: Eukaryota; Viridiplantae; Streptophyta; Magnoliopsida; Zingiberales; Zingiberaceae. The record is from RefSeq and is a predicted model, not a curated record. Gene Ontology annotation, cellular component: mitochondrion. The coding region runs from base 103 to 1323 and encodes 406 amino acids. Gene Ontology annotation, molecular function: RNA binding. The transcript is spliced from 9 exons. Gene Ontology annotation, biological process: cytidine to uridine editing; mitochondrial mRNA modification.